Lates calcarifer (barramundi perch) is the source of this 1956-nucleotide messenger RNA. RefSeq names its product tissue alpha-L-fucosidase. Gene Ontology annotation, molecular function: alpha-L-fucosidase activity. NCBI's taxonomy places the organism in Eukaryota, Metazoa, Chordata, Actinopteri, Centropomidae. The transcript has 8 exons. Gene Ontology annotation, cellular component: lysosome. The coding region runs from base 155 to 1501 and encodes 448 amino acids. The record is from RefSeq and is a predicted model, not a curated record. Gene Ontology annotation, biological process: fucose metabolic process; glycoside catabolic process.
UCAUGUGAUUACAGUCACGUGACGGGAAACGAUUCACUUGCAGGGUCACAACAAACAGUGAAAUUUCCCGUCUAAAAUACAGCCGCAUGAAGUUUCCCUGUAGUACCGCUGUGUGUACCGUAAGUGGAGUUUAAUGGUGGGUUAACCUGUAACCAUGCUGCUCCUACUUCUCUUCGCCGGCGCUUUUGUUUCCCAAACGGCGGCUCGCUACACCGCUAACUGGACGAGUUUGGACGCCAGACCGCUGCCUUCAUGGUACGACGAGGCCAAGCUGGGGAUUUUUAUCCACUGGGGCGUGUUUUCCGUCCCCGGCUUUGACAGCGAGUGGUUUUGGUGGCACUGGCAGGGCCAACAGCCUCCCGACCAGAAGUGUGUGAACUACAUGUCCAAGAACUACCCCCCCGGGUUCAGCUAUCCGGAGUUUGCGCCCCAGUUCCACGCUCAGUUCUUCAACCCGGGGGAGUGGGCGGAUAUAUUCAAGGCCUCUGGUGCAAAAUAUGUCGUCCUGACUGCCAAACAUCACGAGGGAUUUACUAACUGGGGGUCUCCAAACUCUUGGAACUGGAAUUCUGUUGAUACAGGUCCUCACAGGGACCUAGUGGGAGACCUGGGAGAGGCAGUUCGCAACAGGUCUUUGCACUAUGGACUCUACAACUCCUUGUAUGAGUGGUUCCACCCUCUCUACCUGACUGACAAGAAGAAUGGAUUUAAGACACAGACGUUUGUGAUGCAUAAACUUCUACCAGAGCUUUAUAACAUGGUUGUAAGGUACAGACCUGAGGUGAUCUGGUCUGAUGGGGACUGGGAAGCACCUGAUACCUACUGGAACUCCACCCAGUUCCUGGCCUGGCUCUACAAUGACAGCCCCGUUAAAGAUACCGUCGUGACCAAUGACAGAUGGGGAGCUGGCUGUGCCUGUAAACACGGUGGCUACUACAACUGUGAAGACAAGUACACUCCAGGCCAGCUGCCCAAGCACAAAUGGGAGAAGUGCACAUCUGUGGACACGUUUUCCUGGGGAUACCGGCGGAACAUGAAGAUGAAUGAAUUGAUGAACUUAGCCACCAUCAUAGAGGAUCUGGUUCGCACUGUGGCCCUGGGAGGUAACUACCUUCUGAAUGUGGGUCCCACACCUGAUGGGAUGAUCCCUCCUGUGUUUGAGGAGAGGCUCAGGGGUGUCGGAACCUGGUUAGAGAUCAACGGGGAGGCCAUCUAUGCCUCUAAUCCCUGGAGGGUCCAAACAGAGAACACCACUGUGCCAAUCUGGUAUACAUCUAAAGGGACCACUGUGUAUGCCAUCGUGACAGCCAAACCAUCUACACCCACAGUGCAGCUGUUGGAACCCAAAACAUCAGCAUCCACCAAGGUGACUUUAUUGGGGAAUUCAAAGCCCUUACCCUGGUCCCCAGUCUACCCUAAAGCUGGCCUUAUUGUCCUCCUGCCCGAGCUGCCUUACACCCCAGGUCAGGCGUGGACACUGAAACUGGACGGCAUCCAGUGAGCAUAAACACCUGAAGUCAUUAAUUUCAUAAACUCAGUUCAUAAACCCAGGUUUUCAUUAUGUAAGAUAAGAGGAAACUUAUGCACUAUAGUUAAAGGGACAACGCUUUGUAUUUUUGCCAAAAAAAUGAAACAAUAGAACACUCCUCUUCAAUGAUUCCUUUGUUGCUCUGACGUUAAAUGUGUCACUGCCUCUUGAUUAUGUUCUUUUUUGAUUGAAUCUGAAUGAAAAACUGAAUCUGCUGUUCGGCUUGUGAAACUCUCCUGGCAGCUGUCUAAUUGCUGUUUCAGCUUAGUGUGGUUUGUAUGAAAAUGAACAUUUUUACCUAUAAAGCACUUUUUUAUUUUUCUACUGUACGCUUCUAAAAUGGUGGGAUGAAACAUUACUUGAUUAGUCUGAUGAAGAACUGAUUUCAUAUAUAAAGAUAUAUUAAAACACCACUUUCUUCAACUGUU